AUGGCGACAGAAGUACAGACUGCGCCCGUCUUGAACGGCAUCAACGGCCAUGGCGCGUCAAAAUCCAAGGCCAAGUCCAAAAACCAGCUCCGUCGCGAGAAGCUGAAGCAGAAGAAGGUCGCGCUCGCGUCUGCGCCGGAGAAGGCCGAUGGCGAGGAUGUGAAGAUGGAGGACGUGCAGGAGAACAAGGUUGAGAAUGUCGAGUACGUGUCUGAGCAGCUAGAGGGCGCCGCCCUUGAAGCAUUCUCCGACGUAUUUGCUCGUUUCCAGGCACACGCCUUGAGCUCUGUAGAGUCGAACGUGGAAGAAGUCGCGCCGUCCAAGGGCGAGCUGAUCGACUCGGACGAGGACAUGCCGUCGGAAGGCGACUCUGACGCGGAGGACAAGAAGCCGCUCUCGAAAAAGAAGAUGCGAAAGCUCAAGCAGAUUACCGUCGCGGACCUCAAGCAGCUCGCCAAGAAACCCGAACUCGUCGAAUGGACAGAUCCUUCCGCCGCUGACCCACGGUUACUCCUCACGUUGAAGGCCCAACGCAACACCGUACCUGUACCCGCACACUGGAGUGCAAAACGCGACUACUUGCAGGGAAAGCGCGGUAUCGAGAAGCCACCCUUCCAGUUGCCGGCCUACAUCGCGGAUACGGGCAUUGCGACACAGAGAGACGCGGUCAAAGAGAAGGAGGCAAACAUGAGCUUGAAGCAGAAGACGAGGGAGAGGGUACAGCCGAAGAUGGGUAAGAUCGACAUCGACUAUCAGAAGUUGCACGACGCAUUCUUCAAGUUCCAGACAAAGCCCGUCGUUUCUGGCUUCGGUGAAAUGUACUACGAGGGCAAGGAGUUUGAGACGUCCUUGAAAGAGAAGCGACCGGGUGACUUGUCGCCAGAGCUUGUCGAAGCGCUAUCCAUCCCUCCGCUUGCUCCGCCACCAUGGUUGAUCAGCAUGCAGCGUUUCGGCCCACCGCCAAGUUACCCCACUUUGAGGAUUCCAGGUUUGAAUGCGCCUAUUCCUGAGGGAGCGCAGUGGGGUUUCCAUCCUGGUGGUUGGGGCAAGCCGCCGCUUGACGAGUACAACCGACCCCUAUACGGUGACGUCUUUGGUGUCUUGCCAAAGGCAGGUGACGGUGAUGCUGGCGAGCCCGUUGACAAGAACUUGUGGGGUGAGCUCGAGCCCGAGGAAGAGGACGAGUCGGAAGAGGAAGAGGAAUCCGAAGAGGAGGAGGAAGAGGAGGAGCAACCGCAGGCGAUGGAUGUUGAGGGCACUCAGACACCGUCGGGAUUGGCCACACCAUCUGGUAUGACUUCGGUCGUUUCAACGGUGGCCGGUGGGCUCGAAACGCCCGACUUCUUGGAGUUGCGGAAGAGCGCCCAACGACCCGGUGCACGCGAGCCCGAACCCGACAGGGGCCCUCGGCAGCUGUAUCAGGUCGUCGAAGAGCGCUCAACAAAUGUUCGCGGUCUCAUGGGAUCCGAACGCGGUUACGAUCUGCGCGGCGUCAACCCGUCGUCCGUGCCCGUCCUUGGCGACGAGCGUGGUAGCAGGCGCAAGGCUAACGGCGUUGAUAUGUCGAUUGACGCCGACCAGCUGGAGGGCAUGUCGGAGGAGGAGCUCAGGAGGAGGUAUGACGAGCAGUCUCGGGGCCGCGCAGGCGUGCCGGGCGCGAGGAAUACGGAAGACUUCUCGGACAUGAUUGGACAGGAGACAGCGCGGAGGCGGCAGAAGGAGAUGCAGGAUCGUGAGAGGGGGAAGAAGGACAAGCAGUUCAAGUUCUAG
This is a messenger RNA of Peniophora sp. CBMAI 1063, 1770 nucleotides long. Lineage: Eukaryota; Fungi; Basidiomycota; Agaricomycetes; Russulales; Peniophoraceae. The record is from the annotation of a GenBank genome assembly.